This is a messenger RNA of Galleria mellonella (greater wax moth), 1168 nucleotides long. Its product is annotated as alpha-tocopherol transfer protein-like. Gene Ontology annotation, molecular function: phosphatidylinositol bisphosphate binding. Gene Ontology annotation, cellular component: membrane. NCBI's taxonomy places the organism in Eukaryota, Metazoa, Arthropoda, Insecta, Lepidoptera, Pyralidae. The coding region runs from base 80 to 1009 and encodes 309 amino acids. The record is from RefSeq and is a predicted model, not a curated record. The transcript is spliced from 7 exons.
AAAUUAAUAUUAAUAUCGGGUGUCAUUGCUCACAGUUGUUUGUUCGAGUUCUCGUAAUAAUAUAUAAUUAAUUGUGAUAAUGUCGUCCAUACGUCCUUUACCUGCAGAAUUAGCUGAGAAGGCUCGUCAGGAGUUGAAUGAGGAUAGUAAGACAGUGAGCAGCGAUCUUCAACAUAUCAAGGAGUGGAUAAAGAAGCAGCCUCAUUUACGCGCUAGAACAGAUGAUCAAUGGCUGUUGGCAUUUCUGCGUGGAUGCAAGUUUAGUUUGGAGCGGACCAAAGAGAAGUUGGACAUGUAUUAUGCUUUACGUACGACAGCCCCCGAUUUAUAUAAAAUUAAUCAUAAACAUCAGUUGUUCAAUGAAAUUCUUGAUCUGGGCUCAUUCAUAUUUUUACCGAAAGGUAUUGGAUUGACGAAGCCGGCUGUAGCCUUAGUGCGACCUGGAGCUUAUGAUCCCAAUAAAUAUACAGUUUCUGAAGUUGUCUCUGUUUCCAAUGUAAUUGAAAAGAUUAUUCUCAUGGAAAAUGAUAAUGCUAUUAUAUCCGGAGUUCAAAAUAUCUUGGACUUAGAAAAUGUCACUAUGGGACAUUUUUUGCAAAUGACACCGGUUCAGAUGAAAAAAAUGGUCGUUCAUAUGCAGGAAGCGACGCCUUUUCGGGUAAAAGGAACUCAUUAUUUAAAUACUCCAAAAGGUUUUGAGGUCAUCUUUAAUGCUAUGAAGAAUUUGCUUAAUGAGAAAAAUAAAAGCAGACUCUAUGUUCAUAAUAAGAAUUAUGAAGAAAUGUACAAACAUAUUCCUAAGGAUAUUUUGCCUGCUGAGUAUGGUGGAAAUGGUGGAACAAUUAAAGAAAUCGUUGAAUAUUGGAAGCAGAAAGUGAGAGAAUACAGCGCGUUUUUGGAUGAAGAUUUACAAUAUGGUACGGAUGAGUCUAAACGACCCGGGAAACCCAAGACCGCAGAAGACAUGUUUGGUGUAGAAGGUUCUUUUAGGCAACUAGAAUUCGAUUAAUUGUUGACCAAUACUGAGGUGGUUCUCUGAUUGUGAACAUGCAAAACUUUGGUUGACUGAAAGUAAUUAUAAUUAAUUGUUUACUAAGAAAUUUGUGGGCUUGUUGUAUUUUAUGCUUAUUAAACUGUACAAUUAAAGAUUUUACAACAAUAAAUAAUG